CCCUCCGCACCCCCGCCCGGAGCCGCCGAAGCACCUCCGUGCGUUGCACUGCCAGAGGCCGGGGCUGGCUCGCCGUGCUGCUCAAGCGCCGCACCCCACCCGGUGGGCGGCAGCGGCGACGCACGCCCGGGCCUUUUACUGCCCGCCUCCAAUUGCAUUGCCUGCCCUAGCCCCUCACUGCCGUCGGCGGCUCGGGCUCGCCCGGGAGUGGCGAGUAGCAGAGCACUGGUACCCAGGGCGCUGCAGCCGGCCCUGCGCCCUCCCGGUGGAGCCGGGAGUCGUGCCGUCGCCCCCCGUCUGGCAGAGAGCUGGGUCCAGCGUCCAGCCCUCCGGCCUUUGCUUAGGGCCCCCACCCCGCAGAGAGGAGCGGUCCUACCGAAACCGGCCCGGUCCGGCCCGGCGGUGAGAUGAGCUUCUUCGGCUUUGGGCAGAGCGUGGAGGUGGAAAUCUUGCUGAACGAUGCGGAGAGUAGGAAGCGGGCCGAGCACAAAACGGAGGACGGGAAGAAGGAGAAAUAUUUCCUCUUCUACGACGGAGAGACGGUCUCCGGGAAGGUGAGCCUCGCACUCAAGAACCCCAACAAGCGGCUGGAGCACCAGGGCAUCAAGAUCGAGUUCAUCGGGCAGAUCGAGCUCUACUAUGACCGCGGGAACCACCAUGAGUUUGUGUCCCUGGUGAAGGAUUUGGCCCGGCCCGGAGAAAUUAGCCAAUCACAGGCCUUCGACUUUGAAUUCACCCACGUGGAGAAGCCGUAUGAGUCAUACACAGGCCAGAAUGUGAAACUAAGGUAUUUCCUUCGAGCCACCAUCAGCCGCCGCCUCAAUGAUGUCGUCAAAGAGAUGGACAUUGUAGUCCACACACUCAGCACGUACCCAGAGUUGAACUCCUCCAUCAAGAUGGAGGUUGGGAUCGAGGACUGCCUGCACAUUGAGUUUGAGUAUAAUAAGUCCAAAUACCACUUGAAAGAUGUCAUUGUAGGAAAGAUCUACUUCCUCUUGGUGAGAAUCAAAAUCAAGCACAUGGAGAUAGAUAUCAUCAAGCGGGAAACGACGGGCACAGGCCCCAAUGUGUACCAUGAGAACGACACGAUAGCCAAGUACGAGAUCAUGGACGGGGCACCCGUGAGAGGAGAGUCCAUUCCGAUCCGGCUCUUCCUGGCGGGCUACGAGCUCACCCCCACCAUGAGGGACAUCAACAAGAAGUUCUCCGUGCGCUAUUACCUCAAUCUGGUGCUGAUAGACGAAGAGGAACGGCGCUACUUCAAACAGCAGGAAGUGGUGUUGUGGCGGAAAGGUGACAUCGUACGGAAGAGCAUGUCCCACCAGGCAGCCAUCGCCUCACAACGCUUCGAGGGUACAGCCUCCCUGGGUGAGGAGGGAGAUGAGAGCCUCAGCAGAAGACUCUGCUACACAACUUCAGAAUAAUUCUGCUUGCCAAAUUAUGUCUUCAUCCUCACCAGUUGACUGACCAGAGUUUAGGACCAUUGAUGUUUUUGUUUAAAAACGUAUAUAAAAACUCUUGUGGGUAUUCUUGUUAUGCUAAAGGAGAAGGGGACAUCCCUCUGUUGCACUGUGUGUGGGCCUAUUGGAGUAAAGGUGUUGACAUCCUUUUCUGCCUCAUCUGGAAAUGACCUGCGGGCCUCCCUUCCCUUCAGUCAGACCCCACUGGCCAAUGAGUACAAUAUUCGGUGGUCCGAGUUGUCCGUAGUUGGGAAAGCAGAGGGGUUGGUUCCUGUUGUCAUCCUUUAGUGUGGAAAAUUCGCGCUCCUCUUUUCCUCAGCAAUCAGUGCAGUCAUGGGCCUCUGACUGGGCAGGGCUCCUGGGUCAGGACUGAGACUGGUGGAAAAGAUACUGGGAUGACACUUGAGGUUGACUGGGGACAGCAGGACCAAGGAAAGUAAGGUGGUUCCCCCCCAUGCUGGACCCCGAGUACAGGUGCGACGGACAAUCCCAUGGGAUCAGGAUUACCCAUCCAGCUGCCCCUGGAUUACUUAAUCAAGGUUGGGCCAUAAGUGUAUGGGGGAGGCAGGUUCUGUGUUCCUUGCCUUUUCCACAGGAGAUUAAGCUCUGGGGGGCCUCCCAGAAUAGCUGGUAUUCUAACUAGAAAGGACCUGUUAAUUCCUCUGCCUCCCAACUGACAACCCAAAUUCAUUUUCCAACUUUCCUAACAUCUUAAACCUUUCCUCUGGGAGAACUAGAAGGUAGAAUUUGAUUUUAUUCUCUCAGGAGCUGUGCAUAAGCCAGGUCUUCUGUUUUCCCUCACUCUGCCCCCAUUCACUCCUUGUCUGUGCAACUGUGGUGAGGGGAGGCCUCGCCCCCACCUUUACAGGUCCCCAUACCUGGGAGUGCAUAGGUACUAAACCAAGCAGUGCAACUUGUAAUUAAGCAGCUGCAGCGUUUACAUGUUUCUUAAUGUGUCGUCUUUUCAAUGGCUGUAUUUU
Messenger RNA from Callorhinus ursinus (northern fur seal), 2440 nucleotides. It is a transcript of the gene VPS26B, whose product is annotated as VPS26 retromer complex component B. The record is from RefSeq and is a predicted model, not a curated record. NCBI's taxonomy places the organism in Eukaryota, Metazoa, Chordata, Mammalia, Carnivora, Otariidae. Gene Ontology annotation, biological process: intracellular protein transport.